This is a messenger RNA of Striga asiatica, 1098 nucleotides long. The record is from the annotation of a GenBank genome assembly. Lineage: Eukaryota; Viridiplantae; Streptophyta; Magnoliopsida; Lamiales; Orobanchaceae.
UUGCUGUGGGCUGCAUACUCUCCAUCAAAACCACACUCGGAGAAGAAUUUCAAGCCCAAGUCAUCGCCUUUGACCGCCCCUCCAAUCUCCUCAUCCUUCAUAUCCUUUCAAAUAUUCCAAUCUUAUUUUGAUUACUCGAACGCUGGGAAAUUACAAGAGGGAGGGCAAUCCGGAGCUGGUCCGAGGAGGAACAUUAGACUUCUGAAGGCUAAUUAUGUCAAGGAAUUCACGUUUUUAGGUCAAGGUGAGGACCCACUUGAUGCGAGCAAGUGUUUUCUUGACCUAACCAGUCUCCAAUCCAAGGAAGAGUCCGCAAUUAGACAAGCUGAGGCCGAUGCCGAGAGGAUUGGAGUGGGUGUUACUGCUGAGGCACAGCUUAUUUUCGAUGCUUUAUCUAAGACGCUUCCGGUUAGGUGGGACAAGACUACAAUAGUGGUGAUGAAUGAAGUCCGUGUUGGAAGCCCAUAUCAACCUGACUCAGUUGUAGGAGGAACUCCUGCUGCUAAUGAACGGGUCCGAAAAGUGCUCGAGUUUGAGAAGAAGAGGCUGCAAUCUCGGAAUUUUGGUUAAUUGACGAUGAAGUUUCGCGCUUGAUUAAAAAAUGCAGUGAAUUUCUUUUGCAUUUGAGCCCCGAGACUGAGGGCAAUAGUAGUUCUCCAACCUCCUGUGGACAAGUGAAUUUAUCCAAUUGUGAGAUCUGAGGGCUUCUUUCGUAAUAAAAUGAUGGAUAUUUAUGUUUUUGCAUUUCUCUCAAGUCGUUAUUGCCUGAUAAAAUAAGGGAACUAAAAUUUGCAUGAGACUCAAUAAUGAAAUUUUGCAUACAAAAUUGUUGUAGUUGAUUCUGUUAUUUACAUGUGAGAUUUGAUUAAUUUACAGCUUUCUCUUGACUGUAGUGGCAUGAAAAUGGUAGUUGGGUAUAAGUUAUUCCGUUCUUCAAGACACUAACUGUUUGAUUUUAAGAAAGCGUGUCAAUAUGUGAUAACCUUUUACUCUUUUACACACAGUGCAAGAAAGGCAGGUUGAGAAUCGUAUUAAAGCUUUAUUUUGAAUGAAGUAGCUUUUAGACCGUGGAAUAUAUCAAACAUACGAAGAGUAGGC